Molecule: messenger RNA, 1365 nt
Organism: Electrophorus electricus (electric eel)
Lineage: Eukaryota; Metazoa; Chordata; Actinopteri; Gymnotiformes; Gymnotidae
Product: U1 small nuclear ribonucleoprotein A
Molecular function (GO): RNA binding
Source: RefSeq, a predicted model, not a curated record
UAGUGAUCUGUGAAAGGUGGGACUUCCUGGGGCGCCUGUUUCUUUUUUCGCUAGUAUCUGCUGGACGUGGUGAACACAACGGAGAGACAUGGCUGGCCAGGAGCUGCGGUUGAAUCACACCAUUUACAUCAACAACCUGAAUGAGAAAAUUAAAAAAGAUGAAUUGAAGAAAUCACUAUAUGCCAUUUUCUCUCAGUUUGGGCAAAUCUUGGACAUCCUUGUGUCCCGCACCCUCAAGAUGAGGGGUCAGGCUUUUGUGAUUUUCAAAGAGAUCAACAGUGCCUCCAAUGCUCUCAGAUCUAUGCAGGGCUUUCCAUUUUAUGACAAACCCAUGCGCAUUCAGUAUGCCAAGCAAGACUCGGACAUUAUUGCGAAGAUGAAGGGCACGUACGUGGAGCGGGAUCGUAAGAAGGAAAAGAAGAAAACUAAGGGUGUCGACGCAGCAGGCUCAAAGAAGGGGCUGCCAGCUGCGGCCCCUGGCAUGGCAGGAGUACCUGCAGCUAUGCCGGGAAUGCCUCCUAUGAGUCAGGCUCCUCGAAUGAUGCCAAUGCCAGGCCAGCCUCCUUAUAUGCCCCCUCCUGGUAUGAUGCCCCCACCUGGCAUGGGUCCUGGUCAGAUGCCCCCAGGUGCCAUGCCUCCAGGCCAGAUGAUGCCGGGGCAAAUGCCAGGCCAGAUGCCUCAGCAGGUCUCAGAGAACCCACCCAACCAUAUCCUGUUCCUCACCAACCUCCCAGAGGAGACCAAUGAGCUCAUGCUGUCUAUGCUUUUUAACCAGUUUCCAGGGUUCAAAGAGGUGCGUCUGGUUCCUGGCCGUCAUGAUAUCGCCUUUGUGGAGUUUGAUAAUGAGGUGCAGGCAGGUGCGGCCAGGGAAGCCCUCCAAGGCUUUAAGAUCACUCAGACCAAUGCCAUGAAGAUCUCCUUUGCUAAGAAAUAAAUGGGCAUACUGCCAUGCUCACAGAACUCCACACACAAAUGCAUACAGCAUGAGCAAUGUGCUGCCCUUGACAGCCCUUCAAACACUUUUGCCAGUGUGAAGAAGGCAAUGCCCCAUCCACUGUCUUGAUUAAUUCAGGAUCAAAGGGUAAACCUGGCUGUUUAUGAUGGACAUGUCUGUGUUGAAUUCCUGUGAACAUUUUCUGAUAUGGGAUGAAAGGUAAGGACCAUCAUACCAGAGGCACAUUCUUUCUGGUUUUGGUUGUUUGUUUUUUUCCCCCAAUCGCUCUUUUAGAGGAUGAUCUUUGGAGGUUGUAAGUAAUUUCUUUUUGUACUUCUUGCUCUUCACAAGCAUUGCACCCAGGGUCUGGAACCCCAGACAUUGUACCUGGAGCUUUACUGUUUCAAUUAAAGAUGAUGUUUUAAACAGUG